Messenger RNA from Eriocheir sinensis (Chinese mitten crab), 2856 nucleotides. RefSeq names its product protein ATP1B4-like. The transcript is spliced from 4 exons. The coding region runs from base 205 to 642 and encodes 145 amino acids. Lineage: Eukaryota; Metazoa; Arthropoda; Malacostraca; Decapoda; Varunidae. The record is from RefSeq and is a predicted model, not a curated record.
UUGGGGCGAUUUCUUGAGCGAUUUUUCUUGAGCGAUUUCUUUCCCACUUUCUCUCGCAGGUGGAGGAAGAGGAGGAGGAGGAGGAGGAGCAAAAAUCCACUUCAGGUAAAUCUCUCUCUCUUUUUCUCUCCCUCUCUCACUUUUUCUCUCACUGGUGGAGGAAGGUGGAAGAGGAGCAGAAAUCCACCUGGAAACUCCACUUAUAUGAUCCACUUAGCAAUGAUAAAGCGAUCUAGUCCACUUGAGUUCGGGAAUUCUCUCUCUCUCUUUCUCUUUUUCUCUCACUGGUGGAGGAAGGUGGAGCAGGAGGAGGAGGUGGAAGAGGAGCAGGAGGAGCGGGAGGAAGAAGAAGGGGAAGAAGAGGAAGGAGAAGGGGGAAGAGGAGGAGGAGGAGGAGGAGAGAUGCCUAUGCCUUCAGAAGACUACUGGGAAGCCAUGUCCCAGAGCCUGAUCCCCCAACUGUCUGAGGAGCUGAAGCGCGGGUACCAGCUGUGGACUGAGGCAUGUCAAGCGGAGUCCCAGUGCCUUGCCCGCCUCCAGGAGCUGCACAAGAAGGCACACAGCAUGAAUAUCACAUUCCGCAGCAAGCUGAACACCCUGCAUGCCACAGUCCUCAGCCUGGUCUCCUCCGUCAAGAAGUAACAGCCGGUGACACACUCAACACUUUCGGGAACACUUUGGAUGGUUAAUCAGUCUUCUCUCUCGAGUAGGUAAAAUAGAUAACUGGGAAAGUAGGAUUGUUUUUCAGUUACCUCUAGCAAGCAAAGGUUAACAUAGAAGGUUCAGAAAGCAGCUACAAUGCAGUCCUGGAAAUACUAUGAUCUUGUCUCCUAAUGUUGGAAAUAAGGUUCAGAAAGCCAUUGAAAUAUAGAAUCAUGGAAAUACUAAUGUUGUUCCCCUUUGCAAAUGUUUAGAUUCUGAAUGCUGAUAAUAUAUAGUCCUGGAAAUACUUGAUCCUCUUCCCUUCUACAAAUGUUAGUAGUAAGGAUCAGUUGGCAGGAUUUACUGAAUUUACUUUUGGUUGUAAGCUCGGAAAAAAAGUGAUUUGUAAGACGCCGUAACUUUGAGGAAAAAAUAUAUCCAUGACUUUAAUUUAAUGUCAUUUUAUUUGUUUGUAUGUUAAUUAGUCUGCCUGUUUUGUGUUUCCUCCCUCCCUCCAUCCUUUCUCUUCCUCCCUUCUCUCUCCCUUUGUUCUUUCUCUUCUUUCCUCGCCUCUUUGUCCAUUCCUUCCUUUCUCUUCCUCCUCUCAUUCCUCCCUUCCCUCUCCCUUUGUCCUUUCUCUCCUGUUUUUUUUCCUUUCUUUUCUUUCCUCCCCCUUUUUGUCUGUUCUUUCUUCCAUUCCUUCCUUUCUCUUCCUCCCUUUUCUCUCUCUCUUUCUCUGUUUCUCUACAUUUCUCUGUCUCUCUCUCCCUCCCUCUCCUUUCUCUCUAAUACACACACACACACACAGACUCAGCAAAGGUCAGCAGAGAAACACAGACUCCACAAUGCACUACAGACAUAAGGUAGUAAAUUUAAUGGCGCACAAAACAGCUGCACUAUAAAAAAACGUCCAGAUCGCAACGAAUACAUUGGCACAGGUUUUGUUUACUUCUAUAAAACCUGUGUAGAGAAACUAUAUUAUGACUGAAAAUAAUAGUAAUGAUAAUACUGGUACAUACAUUGAAUUGAGGAUAGGAAGUAUAUAGGAAAGGUGAUAUAUACUUAGAGAAAUAAUAAUGAUAAUAAUAAUAGAUAGAAAAUGUAUACUUUGAAAAUUAUAAAAAGAAAGGCAGAUCUGACAUUGUAGAAAGUAUUAGAUUUAACUUUGGGGAUAUGAAGUGUAUAUAGGAAAGGCAAUAUAUACUUAGAGAAAUAAUAAUGAUAAUAAUAAUAGAUAGAAAAUGUAUACUUAGAAAAUUAUAAAAAGAAAGGCAGAUCUGACAUUGUAGAAAUUAUUAGAUUUAACUUGAGGAUAUGAAGUGUAUAUAGGAAAGGCGAUAUAUACUUAGAGAAAUAAUAAUGAUAAUAAUAAUAAGAUAGAAAAUAGGAAAAAAAAAAAAAAAGCAGAUCUGACAUUGUAGAAAUUAUUAGAUUUAACUUUGGGGAUGUGAAGUGUAUAUAGGAAAGGUGAUAUAUACUUAGAGAAAAAUAAUAAUGAUAAUAAUAAUAAGAUAGAAAAUAGAAAAAAAAAAAAGGCAGAUCUGACAUUGAAGAAAUUAUUGUAUAUAUAUUUUAAAUAGUAUAUAAUUAUAAAAAGAAAUAAAUUGAAGGAAUGGACAUAAAAGUAUACAAGGAAGAGCUUAUACUUCAAUAAUAAUAAUAAUAAUAAUAAUAAUAAUAAUAAUAAUAAUAAUAAUAAUAAUAAUAAUAAUAACAGUAAUAAGAUUCUACAGGUACAUUAUAUUCAAGUACAAAAAUCACACAAAAUUGUCAACUUAAAACCUAAAGAAAAAUUAUGAAAAAAAAAAAAUCUUGAAUUCUCUCUGUAAAAAAACUACAAAUCUAUUUUUUCUUAUUUAUUUAUUUUUAUUAUGAAUGAGACAAAACUACAAGGAAGAUUAGGAACCACACUGAGGAGGAGGAAGAAGAAGAAGAGGAGAAGGAAUAGGAAGAAAUGGAUAAAAGUAUAUAGAGAAGAAGAAGAAGAAGAAGAGGAGGAGGAGGAGGAGGAAGUAAAGAGGUAAGAAGGAGGAGUGGAAGAAGAACGAACUGACAGUAUGAAAGAGAGAAGAAGGGAAGGAAUGAGAUGAACAGAAGAAGAGGAGGAGGAGAGAGAAAGAAGGAGAUAAAUGGAGGAAGAAGAGGAGGAGGAGGAGGAGAAGAGAUAAAGGAGAAAUAAAUAAAAGGAAGAAGAAGAAGAGAAAGGAGAGAGAA